CUACGGGUCUCAAUAUUUAUUUUUGACGAUCCUUCUUCGCGGGCGCUUCCCACACGCAAGCGCACAAAAUACGCGACGCAACGCGCCGUCUUGCAAUGACAAAUGGAGGUCGUUCCCUUACAUGCCGGCCAGUCCAAGAACGGCCUAAUUAACAGCCAACCAUGAGGAUAUCCAAGCCGAUGUAGGUUCCACUCCAAUGCCCAGAACCUUCUCCGGCGAGUCCCCGAUCGAGCUUCAACUCAUGUUCAUUUCAUCUUUCCUCCUUCCCCACACACCGCCAUGUCUAGUACAGCCAACGUGUUUGUCGUGUCUCCGGAUACACGAUCAGAGCGGCGAUUUGAUCUCCAUCUCACCGUGCAGCAACUCAAGAACAAGCUUGAGUUGAUCACCGGUGUACCGGUGCAGAACCAGGCGAUCUCGGUGUUCAAUACUGAGGGCGAUACUGCACCUGCUGCGGUGCUGAACGAUGAUAGCAAGCCACUCGGGUUCUACGGCGUGAAGGAUCUGCAGAUCUUCCAAGUAUCGGACCUCAACCCGUCUACGUCGUUCACCGGCCAACUGAGUGAUGUCUCGCAAGUGGAGAAGUUCGAGCUGAGCGAGGGCGAGUACGCGCAACGCCAAGACACUGUCCUUGCGUACAAGCAACAGCACAAGAUCGGCAGAUUCGCAGAGAAGAAGGACGAGGAGGAAGAGGAAGGGGCUAUCCCGGCGGACGUCAAAGUCGGUGCACGGUGUGAAGUGGAGACGCAUGUGGACGGGCUUCACAAGCGUGGCACGGUGCGCUUUGUGGGCCCCACCAAGUUCGCGAAGGGUGCAUGGGUCGGAAUUGAGUAUGACGAGCCGAUGGGCAAGAACGACGGAUCCGUGAAGGGCGAACAGUACUUCCAGUGCAAGCCUAACUACGGAGUCUUUGUGAAGUCCGAGAGAGUGAAGAUCGGGGACUUCCCUGUCGAGGAAAUCAAUUUCGACGACGAAGAGAUGUAAAGGCGGUGAAGGCGAAUGUAACGAUUCUAACGAAGGUGUUCGUUCCUCGGCUCACAGAGCUCGCUCGACCAACGCUUGCAGUGCUUAGUCUGACCAUGUAUUUGAUAGUAAUGCAUAUACCCAUGUGCUGUCGCCAGCUUCUUCUCGAGGCGGUGAGCUCUGCACGCUGCGGUACCCACAAUACAAGUACUAUAUAUCAUCAUGCUUCGCGUUUAGACAUGGCGCCACUACAGAUCAGUCAAGACUUUUGUAGCAGCUUAAUCACAAUCUCGCUCGCGGUAUACUCUGUUCGGCCGGAUAAUGUACGAAGGGGC
Molecule: messenger RNA, 1298 nt
Organism: Fomitopsis serialis
Lineage: Eukaryota; Fungi; Basidiomycota; Agaricomycetes; Polyporales; Fomitopsidaceae
Product: CAP Gly-rich domain-containing protein
Exons: 6
Coding region: 280-984 (234 amino acids)
Biological process (GO): post-chaperonin tubulin folding pathway; tubulin complex assembly; cytoplasmic microtubule organization
Cellular component (GO): microtubule plus-end; nucleus; cytoplasm
Molecular function (GO): alpha-tubulin binding; microtubule plus-end binding
Source: RefSeq, a predicted model, not a curated record